Paramecium octaurelia is the source of this 453-nucleotide messenger RNA. The record is from the annotation of a GenBank genome assembly. Lineage: Eukaryota; Ciliophora; Oligohymenophorea; Peniculida; Parameciidae.
AUGGACGAGUUGCUUAAAGAAAUGGAUGAUUCUAAUUCAGAAACCUCUAUUGUUGAUUUCAAUUUAGCAUCUGAUGAUGAUGAUGAUGAAGAAAUUAAUUUUGACAAAAUUUACCCUAUUUAAAUAAUGUCAGAUCAAGUUGAAAUUGCUCCAUAAAAUGAAUAAAUCUCAUCAUUUUAAGGCUAAUAAAAUCUCCAAUUACAAAAUACUGUUGAGAAUUAUGCAGAAGAAAAAAUCCCUUCUUUACCAGUUUACCAUUAUAGAUAUAAACCAAAAUUAAUAAAACGCAAAUAACCUAGAGAAUGCAAUUUACAAUAAGGAUAUCAAAUAAUCAAGACAUUCGGAAAAUAUGCUCAUCAUUCAUACAAAAAUGUACAAUAAUAAAAGGAACAAGUUAUCAUGAGGAUAACAAAUUAUAUAUUUAAUGGAGUAGAAAAAAUAAGAAAUUUAUGA